AAAUUCUUGAUACGCCAUUACAGAAAUUUGACUAGAACGUCACGGCCUGCACUGGCUGCCUGAGCUCUGAACUUGAUAAGCUGUUGGAGAAGAGAAAGGUUACUACUGAAUUUGUGGAAGUUCUGUUCUGUGCUAAAGUUUCGAAGACACAACUUGGGAUAGCUGGAUAGUAUCACAACUUUGUUUGUUCUCGUUUGCCAAAGUUUCGAGCAGCUAAAGAUCCGUCUUCAUUUGAAAAGUUCCUGUUUUGAAAAAUGGAGAAAAAACCUCCAAGGAUCGUGGUCUCUCACGAAGAGAAGCCGUCGAUGUCGAUGAGAAAUCAGACGUUUGCGUCCAGAAUGUCAGCCAUGGGAGAGAACUCUCUAUCUCGGCUACCACAUUCGACGCGUCUGCUCUCCGUGGACGAAGUUAUGUCGCUCAUGACUAAUGCUGAGAAGCAGGCUAGCGGCCCACGCUUCCACACUUCGGACUAUGGAGGUUUUCGGCAGCACCGAAUCGCCUCGGCUGACGGAGAUCUGAACUCCCAGGCAAUAAUGGACGAGAACAGCGACCUUACAUCAGAGGGAACGCUGUCUCGGUGCACCAGCACAGACAGGAUAUCGCUUGCCGAUGGGCAAGUUGAGGAACGUUUCCGUGUUGACAGACGCAAGCUGGAGGCAAUGAUUCUCGGUUAUGGCCACCACCGAUACCGACAUCCGGUAUCCCAAGCUGCUGAAAGUUGGUGCGAGGAACCGCAAGGAUCCACACAUCCGUGUGGUCGGGACACCUGAGAAUGUCUCCAUAGCGAGCAUGAUGGUCCGCCAGCAGCUGGAGCCCCACAACAAGAUCACCAUGAAGAUGGACGUGUCUUGGACUCACCACUCCCACAUCAUUGGCAAGGCUGGCAACACCAUCCAGCCCGUGGUGCGCCGUACGGGCGUUAGCAUCCAUUUCCCCGACGGCAACAAGAACAACGAGACGCGCAAGAGCAACCAAGUCUCCAUCAACAGCCGUGGCGAGGAGCUCGGCGGUCUCGAGGAUGCCCGAGCUUCUAUUCGACAGCUCACGCCGCUUGUGUUUUCUUUCUCAUUCAAAGCCAAUGCAGAUUUCAUCGCGAUCUCUGAGCCGAACGCUCUUGUCCAGCAUGUGCAGGGUCUCUUCAAUGUUCAGGUGGAGCUGUGCGUGACAGUAGACGUGGACCCCCAGAUUGUAGGCAGCGUGCGGGGCAGCGAGACAGACGUGACGCGUGUAAAGGAAGCCACGUUGACGCUCCUCCAGACCCUCUGUGGUCCCAUCGCUAGCCACCUGAAUGUACAGAUGAAGGUGGAGGUGUCGCCGCAGCAUCAUUCCUUUGUGCUGGGCCGCAACAACGAGACGCUAAGACGCAUCAUGCAGAGCACUGGCACCACGAUCUGUUUCCCGGACUCGAACGACACAGACCUGCCGCCGCUGCAGCGCAGCUCUGUCGUCAUAUCAGGCGCCAUCGAUAACGUCUACGCAGCGCGACAGAACAUCAUCGGAGCGCUGCCCCUGGUGCUGAUGUUCGAAGUUGCUUCUGAUGCUGUCACCCCCGACGAGAUGGCGCAGGUCAUGCAGAGCUUCAACCUCGUCAUCGUCCCGAAGGCUCCUCGUCCUGAUGGCCGCCGUCCGGUCGUCAUCAAGGGCGCCGAGAAGGACGCAGCUCACAUCUACGAAGCGUGGAAGCUUGUGACCCGCAGCGACAAGCGGCUGCCGUCGGUGCGCAUCCCGCCAUCGUACCACAUCUCGCAUACCGCCCUCCCGCAUACCACCCUAGGCAGACCUGGCAUGUGGGGCGGCGUCCCACCUCCUCUGUCUCGGACGUCCAGCGGCCCCAUGACCCCCUUCCCAUUCCCCACCAACUUGCCCUCCCCUCUCUCCCCUGCCUUCCCUCCUGCAACACCUGGCUUCCCCAGCUCCCCCUCAUUUAACCUCCCCAGUACCUCCCCCUUGCUGGGUGCCCUUAUGCGCGGUGGACACUCGCCCCUCUGGCCACCCUCUCAGUCCAUGUCUACCCGAUUUCCUUUCCCCGCCCCCCGCUCUGGCCAGUUCUAUCAUGCGGAGGGAACUAGCAACUUCUACGCGAACGUGGCUGCGUUGUCUAAUCUUUCGUCAAAUUCACCGAGCUACAUGGCGCAUGACAACAACGUGUUCGGGGUCAACAAUAGUGCUCAGUAUGGCGCUGGCUACGGCUUCCCCACUGGCGACCAUCUCAAUAAUAACUAUCUCAGUCUCAACAACAACUAUUAUGGUAACCGAAGUGCUUUUCCCAUGGCUGCUAACCCGGUGAAUUCGUCCGCUGAUGACGGCAACGUGCAUUCAUACGAUAAUGUUCAGUCGCGUCAACAGCUUCAGCUGUUGCAACAGCAACAGCAACAGCAGCAGCAACAGCACGCAGCUCAGGGCAGACCAGACGAGUCAGCGAGCGGGGGAAGCUGCAGCAGCAGCUGUGGGGUCGUUUCCCCCAGCACGAGCUCGCCCCAAGAGUCUUCCCCACGAGACUCUUCCCCUGAGAUGGUAGUGCUGGGACACAUCCAGUCCCCGCCUGGCAUGACCAAGUUCGCCCCUCCGCAGCCUACCAGCGGCGGCGCUUCCCCAGCACUCAAAACCUCGUCAGCGGCGCCUGCCAGCUCCGCAGCCCAAGGCGCUCAGGCUAACUUCAACACCUCGGACAGCGCGACACGUUCCAGAGACCUGAGUUCGCUGUUGUCGGAGUUCCAGGACAGGAGAGCCCCUGGUUGCGAGAAAGAGCUGCAACAAGCCAUGCACAAGCUUUCCGUCUCCGAUUACGAGGCCAAACAGAUCCUUGCUAAUAAAGCAAUGCGGGAACCAGUGGGAGGUACCGUACGAGUGCCCACUUCGAACUGGUCAGGGUACGGCUUCAGUAAAAGCUCGCCGUCGUAUCCUUUGAGACAGCAGUUCCAGCAGGCAGGACUCCUCAAGAAAACCGUAGACCGAACGUCUGCUGCGACACAGUCACCCACCGGGGCGGCUCAAGAUAUGACUGGUGCCGCGGUGUCGGCUGACUGGACGGCUUCGAAGGCCCAAGCUCACUUUACGUCAGACGCCGUGGCUUCGUCUGCUCAGUUCCUGCAGUACGAGCGUCUCAUGGCUACGACCGAAGCCCAGCGAAUGACCGAGCCUUCUUCCCUACCUCAAGUUGAGGCUCCGUGCGCCAUGACUGCUGGAGCGCCUGUGGAAGAAGACGAGUGGCUGAGCGCUGCGGGCAAGUGGAGCGGCAAUGACGGCAGCGGCGCGACCGUGGCGAGCGCUGUAGAUUCUGGCAUCGCGGCAUCCAUCAGCUCCAGCAACCAGGCCAGUCUGACGCUGAGUGACCCCGAGAGCAGCGACGGGAUCGGCCACAGCGCCGCUUCUUCCUUCGGCAGCGUGGGCGCAGCAGCUCUACACAGCGAUCACCAGAUACACCAGCUUGGGACUCGCUUUUCAGCGAGUAACUUGCACGAGUUCACGUCGGGCGCUGGUCGCUUCUGGACCACAAGACGUGCCGCCCAUUCUUCUCAGCUGGAGCUGCCGGCUCUGCUGGAGAGCAUGUCGCUCUCGCAAUAUAUCGAUGUAUUCAACUCGCAUGAAGUCGACCUGCGCACUUUCUUAACCCUCAACGACGACGAGCUCAAGGAACUUGGUAUUGGGGUCUUCGGGCAUCGCAAGCGGCUGCUCUUCGCCAUAAAAAAUUUUACGAGCUUCCUGCCCGAGCUGAGCAGCGCCGAAGGAGAUGCUGAUCAACAACGGCAUCAGCAGCAUCAGGCUGGUACUAAACGCUCUCCUCCUCACGAUGCUGCUCCUAAAACUGUCACGUGGAAUUGCUGACGUUGUAGGGCGCAAUUGAGACAAGUAGGACCUCUGAUGACCGAAAUAGAUGCUGUUACUUUGAAAAAAUUUGCAGCUGUUGCCUGAAAUCCAGCGUGAAAUCGUGAAAAGGUGGUGCGUGAAAUCCGUCGCUUCCUAGCUGUUGGUUUUGAGUGACUUCCCUCGUUCUUCAUUUGAGUUCAGUUCUGUUUCCUUCCUCUGCAUGGUAACUAGAUUAUUAGCACGGGCAAAGAUAAUCGUAACACAUGUAUUUUUCUUCCCGUUUUAAUCUUCGUCCCAACUUUUUUGACAAUUUAUUUUCACCUACAAGCACAAAUGCGUUCUCGACCUCUUUAAUCUGUCCACUGAUGAAUAUUAUUUUUCGGCAACAGUGGUUAUUGACGUCAAACUUGCAUGUAUAUGCAGUAACGUUUAUUAUGAAGUUUGUGUACAAUUUCGGUUACACCCUUACGUAGUUUCCGCAUUCUGGAGUUCCUGGACUCGGUGACCUGAAGUACUUGAGAAUGCUUAUUCAUCAACGGAGCUGUAUGCUUUAAAAGUUCAAUUGUUUCGUUCACUCUUAUAAGUACUUAGUGUAGCAAUGAUAAUUUUCUUCGUACUUGACGGUUAGUCUCUUUAAAUGUUUCUUGACGUUAGCAGUUCUCAACAAUGCUACUCAAUUCCAACGUGUAUGAUUUGAACGUUUCUGUUGAUCUCGGAUCUCUAGUUUUUGACUCGGGUGCGCGAAGUAUUCAAAGUACUCAAGUUUCGCUGCUGAAGUUCCCCUAGUGCUCUCUCUCUCAUGACUUUACGGUGUCGAUGUGUUCGAAUCCAGCGCUUCGCUCGCUUUGGUGACCGGCAGUGUGCCGGAAUUUGUCUGUGAUACAUUUUUUGUGAGGGUUAAAUGAGCGUGCGAACUUGAACCGAGUGGUUUACAUGAACUCUGAUGUCAGUCCCUUAGACAUACCUCAAUGCCAAUCCAUUACCUGGGAUUUGUAUUUGUAAUUUUUACUUCUCUGGCCUCCAUAACAAGGAAUUUAGAUAUAGACGAUUUACAUUUGAUACUGUAGAUUAUCUGCGUAACAAUUUCAUUCAAUUGACUAAAAUAGCAAAAAUUUUCAGUUUAGUUAUGAAGUGACUAUUGCCCAUCGAUCGUAAGUUAAUGUAACGCAUCAAGUUAUGACAACAGAUUCUCUCUUGAUUGAAAAAAAAUCAGUUGGAAAUGUUACUUUUGACGAAAUUUAAGUUACUUUUCGGUUCUGAUUUUACUACAUUUCGACCUCUUGACCAUGAACAAAAAAUUUUAUCUUCCAUUGAAACUAUUUAGCGCUUUCCACCGACCGAGAUGUAGACUAUCCAAGGAGAUCAUUGGUGUCGGAUAUUUUAGAGCAGGAAACCAUACAUUUAGUUGAUGCUGUUUAUGGACGAGUUUGGUGGUGGCGGCCCUGGGGGACAGAGUUGCUCACGAUGCAUUCACGAUGCCAUUUAGUGGUAGCUUGUGCCUAUUUUCAAAGUUUUUGAGUUUCGUUAUCGCUCUUAAAGACUAACGCGUUUGUUAAUCCCUGUUAUUUUUGGUGGGUUACACCUCAGUAAAGUUAUCCUCCAGAAUUUGAUUUACUAAUUUUAGUUUUAACGCGUGUACGUCUGAAAUAAAAUCACUUUUUAUCAUCCUGAAUGCAUUUGAAGCAACGGUUUUCGGGGCCUGUCGUUCACUUUCGUUUCAGUAGGAAACUUUCGCUUCAAGUUUUUGUGUUAAUUAGAUAGGUUUUUCGUCCCGGACUUAUGACAAUGAAUUUAUUUUAGCUUCCUGUGGCAAAGAGUUUCGACUGAUGAGGGCGUUUUUUUCUUUUUGCAUUAUGAUGGUUUGAAGUUCCGUUUGCGUUGACGGUUUUGAUAAGCUUGGCUGCUUCAGCUUCUCUCGAGUCGCAUGCUGCUGAGAAGGUCUAUUUUUCAAUACUUCGUGGAAGAUUAUCUUCAUCAUCUCGUAAUUCAACUAUGCCUACAGAGAAUGAACGGAUGCCUGUAAUUUUAGGCGCAAAUUUUCAUGAUUGUGAUAUUUAGUUUUUAUCGGAAGAAUUUAGUAUGUCCUGUUCCUUAUUUUUUUCUUCGAAUGAUCCUUAGGAAUUAAACUCGUUACAGUUUC
Molecule: messenger RNA, 5947 nt
Organism: Hyalella azteca
Lineage: Eukaryota; Metazoa; Arthropoda; Malacostraca; Amphipoda; Hyalellidae
Gene: BicC
Product: protein bicaudal C homolog 1
Cellular component (GO): cytoplasm
Molecular function (GO): RNA binding; protein binding
Source: RefSeq, a predicted model, not a curated record